AUGUCGAGCAUCCUCCGCAGACUCCAGGGCGGUAAUCUGGAAGUUUUCAAGUUCGGCAUGUACGUCCUCUUCCCAAUCGGCUGGAUGUACUACUUUGGUACGAACCUCGACGACCGCUUCAGCACCAAGGACUUCUGGCCUACUGCAGAGCAAUCCCACAAGAUUCCGCUAGACAAAGAAGAAAUCGACAAGGAACUCGCCCGCAUGCGCAUGGUCGAUAGUGUGCGCCGGGAGCGCCGGGAGCGUGAGGCCGCUAUGCUGGCGCAGACUUCGGCCCAAACCGCGUCAUCUACGGAACAAUGA
Penicillium chermesinum is the source of this 303-nucleotide messenger RNA. RefSeq lists its product as uncharacterized. The transcript is spliced from 2 exons. NCBI's taxonomy places the organism in Eukaryota, Fungi, Ascomycota, Eurotiomycetes, Eurotiales, Aspergillaceae. Gene Ontology annotation, biological process: mitochondrial respiratory chain complex IV assembly. Gene Ontology annotation, cellular component: mitochondrial inner membrane; mitochondrion. The record is from RefSeq and is a predicted model, not a curated record. Bases 1 to 303 code for a protein of 100 amino acids.